AUGGCCGAUCAGCGUACAACGCCUCAAAGGCGAGGGUCAUGGACCAAGGUCGUCAUAUUUGUCUCGCUAUAUGUCUUGUUGCUGGAGUCGCUCAUCGAAUGGGUGCUUGUGAUAUUUUUGUUCGUCAAUCGACAAGUCGAUUCCAAGAUGCUGCCGAGCUUGGUUCUGAUUCUCAUCGCGUCUCUCUUCACCGUUCCACUUGUGGUUUUGCAUAGUCUACUUGCGUGGCAAUACAACAGAGUCCAAGGGUUCUGGCGGCAAAAGAAAUUCUUGCAUGGCGUGUGCACGUAUCUGCUGCGGCUGACAAUAAUCGUCUGGGUAGCAGCGAGUGUGGCAGGCUUGGUGGUCAUUUCGCAGCAGAUCUCAUGUCUUCCGGACAGUAUGAACGGUGGUUUCUGGAAAACAGGUGUCAGCUGUGCGCUUCAUAGAGCUGCCGUUAUCAUUUCAGUUCUAUCCUUUAUCACCGUCUGUCUCUAUUUCUGCUCCCGCGAGCUUUGCCGCCGGCCUUACGACGUGUCUCUGUUGGGGGUAUACUCGCAGCGGCAGCCAAUCCGCGGCGACAGUGUUUGUUCCCAAACAAGCUUCGACAGAGAAAGCUGCCUGUCGAAUGACAUAUACUAUCUUUGCCGUGGGCCUGAUGUCACGUUCGGCACCCAGGGAGUAUAUAUACCGUCCGGCAACGACGACCUUAUGGAAAAGUCCCUUUUGCCGACUAUUCAACAUCCUCGACCGAUACGGCCAAAGUCUCAACUUCGGCUUGAUACAGACCAAGCAUGCGAAGCAGCGGAGAUCCUGUCAGGGACAACUCUUGCUUCCACAGUAUCUCGCACUCCUACUGUCGCAACGCUGAAAACUGCAAGCGAGGCUUCCUUCCAGAAUCCUCCCUGUGCGGAGCUGUCUGGAACUUCCGAGGUCCCUCCGAUCCCUUCUUCACUGGGACACUUGAGACAAAAGUCGUCCAUAUCAUCCCUUUGCAGGUCCCUUCUCAAAGUCCUGCCAAUAUCAAUUCCUCUGUCGGCGGAUCCUCAGAUCCGUGCCCUAGCCGAAGCUGAACCCCGUCGGGGUAUCGAACAGCAAGAACGGAGCGACGAUGUUACUGUGAAGCAGGAGCACACUGGGCAGUCACCAGACUCUUCACCCAGCCAGAACCCCUCCCCCUCCUCUACACCUGAUCGGCCUUCUGAGAUGGAAAGCUCUGUCGCAGUAGCUCAGUUGAAAGGUCCUUCUCGCCCACGAUCAAUGACAGCAAACUCCGCCGAUGCCCCCGAAGUCGUGGCACCCCCAGCCACAUUUCACAGAUCCAAUCCUUCAAAUACACUCUCUGCCUAUCAGCCCCAGCACCCUGCUUACAUGCUCAUCCCACCAAAUCAGAUUGCCCGACGGCCGAUGGACAGACCUCCCAGCCGCCGGGUUUCCCUCAUCGAGCCUAACACGGUAGCCCGCCGUCACACGCAUCGGUACGGUCAAAGACAAAGACCAAGCUACCAGUUCGAUCCAAACCAGAUCCCCCGCCACACGCAGAGCCACCACCACCGCCCUCACCAGCAGUUCGAGCAAUACCGUACCAUGGGCCCGGCCUGGCGCCGAAACGACGUGGAAAUCAUCUAUCCCAGCACACGGAGGCCUCGCAGCUCGACUUGCGGCGGGCUCGCUUCGCUGGGCCACGGUCCCCUGGAUAGUAUCAGGGAGACAGGUUCGUCCGUGGACGAGGCUCGAGCAGCAGUGACGCUUGAUGAUCAAGGGAGGCGCACCAUCCUCGACGGGAAUACGUACCGUGGUGCCAAUCGCACCAGUAUGCAUAGAUUUAGCUAG
Aspergillus lentulus is the source of this 1812-nucleotide messenger RNA. RefSeq lists its product as uncharacterized. NCBI's taxonomy places the organism in Eukaryota, Fungi, Ascomycota, Eurotiomycetes, Eurotiales, Aspergillaceae. The record is from RefSeq and is a predicted model, not a curated record.